Aphidius gifuensis is the source of this 447-nucleotide messenger RNA. Its product is annotated as chymotrypsin-elastase inhibitor ixodidin-like. Bases 94 to 348 code for a protein of 84 amino acids. Lineage: Eukaryota; Metazoa; Arthropoda; Insecta; Hymenoptera; Braconidae. The transcript is spliced from 3 exons. The record is from RefSeq and is a predicted model, not a curated record.
UUUUUCCUAUAUAAGUAAGAUUCGCAUCGUGAGUUUUAUUUAAAAAUUAUAAACUCAAUUGUAUAUUCAACACUCAAUCAAAUAAAAACGACAAUGUCUCAUUUAUUUUUUUACUUUGUUAUUAUAUCAGCAGUUUUUGCAGCAGGUAUAAAUGCUCAAGGUGGUAUUCGAUGUAAUGAGAAUGAAGUGUGGUCUCAGUGUUCAAAAAAUUGUGAAUCAAUUUGUCCUGGAACACCGAAAGCUUGUAUCCUCAGUUGUGCGCCUGGAUGCAUUUGUAUUCCAGGUUAUUCAAGAACAGAUAGAAAAGGUACUUGCGUACCAACUUCCGAAUGUCCACAAGCUCAAUAAAAUUCUACUAAAUCAAAUACAUUUUAUAAAUUUAUAAGUAUAUAGAAAAGUGUCCUGAUAAUUCAUUUUCAAAGUAAUAUAGGUCAAUAAAAUUAUUAA